Molecule: messenger RNA, 1077 nt
Organism: Botrytis deweyae
Lineage: Eukaryota; Fungi; Ascomycota; Leotiomycetes; Helotiales; Sclerotiniaceae
Exons: 2
Coding region: 1-1077 (358 amino acids)
Biological process (GO): translation
Cellular component (GO): mitochondrial large ribosomal subunit
Molecular function (GO): structural constituent of ribosome
Source: RefSeq, a predicted model, not a curated record
AUGCCCGCAUACAUUUGUCCAACAAGUCUUUUUCACAGAAUGCGUCCACGAAUACAUACGCCGUCAAAGGCAAUAGCCUCCAUCCUCCGAUGUAAAAGGACUCCCCUCCGAAAUCGACCAUAUGCCACCGCGGCAGCAGCGUUCACGCCAGCUGCUUCGCACGAGCAAAUGACCAAAGCAUCUCCUCCCAUAUCUCGCUUUCCCUCCACCCAACCACCAUCCUACAAACCUCCCGAGUUCCGCAAAUCUCAACUCCUCAGAAAAUAUGCUUCGCUACUUCGCUCAACACCCCUCAUGCUCCUCUUCCAACACAAUAACCUCAAAGCUAUGGAGUGGUCGGCCAUCCGUCGCGAACUCGCUAUUGCCCUCCGCAAAGUUGAUGCAGCCCGCGAGGCAGAAGGCCAGCCCCACCUCAAUCUCGCAGAUGGUAUCAAACUCGAAAUCGUACAAACAGGAAUUCUCGCCGCCGCUCUCCGCAUCGUCGAAUUCUAUAAACCCGAUUCCCAAGUUUCAAAGUUAGAUCCCACAGAUCCAGCAACUCCUUCUUCUGCGACUUUACCAAUUGUAAAUGCAAAGGGUGAUGGGUUGACACAUACUCUUUCGAGCGCGGCUCAUGAAGCUAUUUCGGAUAGGAAAAUUAGGAAUGCCCAUGAUCUUUCACCGUUAUUGGCUGGCCCAGUUGUACUUCUAACGUUCCCUGGUGUCUCGCCGCAACAUAUGAAGACGGCUUUGACCAUUUUGUCACCUAGCGCUCCAUUGUUCCCUGCUCCUAAAAAGAGGGCGAAUCCAGGGUGGCAUGAUCCUACAGUUCAAAGUGGGUUACAAAAGUUAUUGUUACUAGGAGCGAGAGUAGAGGGUAAGGUGUUCGACGUUGAUGGUACCAAAUGGGUUGGAAGCAUUGAGGGCGGUCUGGACGGUUUACGAGGCCAGUUGGUGGCCAUGUUACAAGGUAUUGGUGGUGGAAUUACAAAUACUUUGGAGAGCGCUGGAAAGAGUCUAUACUUCACCGUUGAAGGUAGAAGGUCGAUGCUGGAAGAUGAGGCAAAGGGGCCUUCUGAGGAAACUCCUAAGGAGUAA